Aspergillus homomorphus CBS 101889 is the source of this 1876-nucleotide messenger RNA. RefSeq names its product Hsp90 co-chaperone CDC37. Gene Ontology annotation, cellular component: cytoplasm. The transcript has 2 exons. Gene Ontology annotation, molecular function: protein-folding chaperone binding; heat shock protein binding; protein kinase binding. Lineage: Eukaryota; Fungi; Ascomycota; Eurotiomycetes; Eurotiales; Aspergillaceae. The record is from RefSeq and is a predicted model, not a curated record. The coding region runs from base 213 to 1688 and encodes 491 amino acids. Gene Ontology annotation, biological process: protein stabilization; protein folding.
CGUUGCUGUGGUUGCGCAAGGUUGUUCCUUAACCUGAAAAGAAACCAAUCUUCUGGCUUGAGUUUUCUCCACCUCGAUUACACCCAUAUCGCAUCACACCGUGUUCCGCAGUAGUAGUAGCUUUGAUCAGUUGCUGCUGUGCUCCCUACCCCACCCCCGCCUCGCCUCGACUAUACUACUUUCCUGACAAUCAAUCACGCAUUCAACUCACCAUGGUGCUCGACUACAGCAAGUGGGAUGCUCUCGAGCUGUCGGAUGACUCCGAUAUUGAAGUGCACCCCAAUGUCGACAAACGUUCGUUCAUUCGAGCCAAACAGGCCCAGAUCCACCAGCAACGUUCGCAGCGCCGUCAUGAGAUUGAAACCUUCAAAUACGAGCGCUUAAUCAACGAUGGCUUGCUUACACGCAUCGACAGGCUUCUUGCGCUACUGCAGCAGAAUGAAGGAGCCUCGAAUAAUCCCGAAGAGUUCGUCUUCCAAGCUCUCAUGGAGUUCGCCGGUGAACCGCGGGAGGACAUGCCCCCCGCACCACCGGAGGGAGUCCACACGCAUGAGACGGACCGUCCCAGGUACUCCCAGAUGAUGGGUGCUCUGGUAGAUCAAGUCAAGAAGGAAGUUGCCGAAGUCAGUGAAGACAACCUUUACUCGGAAUACAUCAAAAGCGUGCAGGGACACAAGGACAAGGUGCAGGGUCUACAGAAGGAGCUGAACCAAAGACUUGAGCAACUCGAGAGGGAGGAGAGGAGCAAGAUUACUAGCGACCAGCUGCAUACUGGUUUUGAUACUUCGCACAUCGCCAAGGGAGGCGAGGCCCAGGGCCAGGGAUCGUCGGCUCAGGCCGAGACGGUCGAGCUCCUGAAUCCCAACGCUUCAGCUGGUUCUUCGUCCCAGCAAGCCGCCACCGCCGCCGAUGAUGACGAUGAGGAUGAGGACCCCGAAAACAUGAAGGCUAGUGACCUGGCCAAGCGGUUCGCGAAGAUCGACCGCAGCGAUUACCGCUCUCUGCUGCAGUUCAUCUCCGCGAACCCCCAGAUCGUCGCCGAGAGAGAAACUGACGGUCUCCUCGUCGAGGCGUUCAACAAUCAGAUGGAAGGCAAGGAUGAAUAUGCCCGUCAAUGCGUUCACCAAGCAUUGCUGUUGCAAUAUUGCCGCUCUCUCGGUCGCGACGGCAUCUCUCUGUUCUUCAAGCGCAUCACAACAGCAAACCACCAGGCAGGAACUCUCUUCCGAAACGACGUGAACGAGACCUACAACAAGAUCAAGUCUCGCGCCGCAGAGCUCUCCAAGGAUGGCUCUGCGUCCAACGAUCCCGCGGGAGUAGAACAGAUCCAAUUGCAUGCGGUCGACCCCAACACGAAAAUCAGCAUUGGCAUCCCUUCGGCCGAGAGCCAAGAUCCCGUUGAGGUAGAGGCGCGCAAGGUCUAUGAAUCCUUCUCGAAAGAAAUGCAGAAUGCGUUGGCAUCGGAAUCGCUGGACGAGGUGAAUAAGGUUCUCGGGAAGUUGAGCGUCGAAGAGGCCGAGGAGGUCGUUGAAAAGCUGGGACAGUUCGGCAUGCUGAGCCUCGAGGAGGGAAUCGUUGAUGCCACGACCGAAGAAGGUCGGAAGAAGUUGGAAGAAAUUGAGGCGGAAAACAAAAGAGAGAGGGAGGAGAUAGGUGAACCAGGAGGCGAUAUCACCGAGUUGGACUGAGUAUCACUCAACGCGUAGGACAUCAAAUGGACAGGUUUAUGUGUGAUUACUUGCGAGCCGUGACCACCCAAGUAUGCAAAUAUCCAUUUUUUUUUUCUUUCAAUCAAUUUGACUACCUCUUUUGAACUGAUCUUGUCACCGUGUCAGGUAUGCAGUAGUCUCGCGGAAAUGAUCCGCGAUGGAGCGGC